AUGCUUGGAGACAACCCAGAAAAGUCUAAGAAUCCCCUAAAGAAGGCGAUGCGCCGAAGAAACGCAAAAACAGUCCAAUUUGCUGCACCCACAUACUAUGAGCCUUCCGACUACGAAUAUUCCGAUGAAGAAGAAGAGGGCGAUGAUAGCCAGCUUGACCAAGGAACUGACGAAAAUGAUGACGACGAUGCCGACAGCCGACAAGAAGCAGAUCGAGAACCUCAAGCCCAACAAAAUGCCGCCUCAGCAAAUGGAAUCCAGCGAAUGACAAGUAAUGACAGCUUGAAGAGUGACCUGUCUUCGACUAGUUCGACUAAGGCUCAGCAGCAAGACGUUGCUACAGUUGAGCAAAACAGAACCGAAGAUGCCGUCUCAAGGUCCCGGAAAGGCGUGGUUCGCAACACCGAUUCCUUCUUUAGAGACGACACCGUCGAGACCAAAAAGAUCUCACUGACUCCGCGGUUAUUGAGGGGUGACUCGGAGUCUGGUCAAUCUGCAGAACAAGAAGUGCGACAGCGUCAAAGCCUGGACACGUUUGAUAAGGUCGUCGGCGCGGAAGAAAAACUCAAAGACAAGGACAAGGACAAGGACAAAAAGAAGGAAAAGAAGGGUAUGCUAAGCGGCUUAUUCAAGCGAAAGAAGGGCAGUGCCCCUCAGGAAGAGAGAGAAGAAAGACCGUCAGAAGAAUUGAGACAAUCCCCGCAAUCAAAGGACUCUAUGGAAUCAGUCACAUUUUCGAAGCCUGACGGUGGCCUGGAGCGCAAACCUAGCAAAUUGCAGAAAACACCUCCAAUGGCCUCACCAAAGUCUUCGCCCACGGAGGCGCGUGCGCCUCAGCGAGACGUGGUAACCGCGCCAGUUGUGACCCCGCCCGCCCUAUCAGGACCAGCACCAGCACCGCCUACACUUCGAAAGGUCGAAUCUGAGUCCGAGCUAGCUGAAGAUUUGUCUUCUACCACAACACAGAAUCAACCGACUGGCCAGGUGAAUCGGUUCCCCUCACUCACAGAGAAGAGAUCCAUCUUUGCGCCAAUUACUACUGCUCUGAAAUCUACUUCUUCUGCUAAUGCAGAAACAAGCUCUCCUGUUAAGCCGAUUUAUUCCAAGCGAGCGAAAGAACGAUUCGCCAUUGAUGAUAGUGGGUCUGAAGACGAUGGACACACACCCAAGGCUGAAGACCAAGAUCGCAAGAGCAUAUCACCUCUCGCAGAGGGUCAGGAUGAACAAUCUCGCUCAGACUCCUCCAUACGAGUUUCGCCGAUAGAGUCGAUCGGACCGAUAAAUCAGCAAGCGCGACAGGAGACAACUAUGCGGUCAACACCCUUGCCAAUCGAAACCAGCCACGCGGAGUCUGAAGGGACUGCCAGCACAUCCAAGCCGUCACCUUCUACCGCAACCCACACACCUUCUACCUCUCGAUCCACACCAACGUGGUCGGACGCGUCAUUGAGAUCCUACAUGGAGAAUGACCAAGAUAUCAAGGAUCUCCUGAUUAUUGUUCAUGACAAGUCGAAUAUCACACCAGUUGGGGCUGACCACCCACUUAUGAGCAAUUUAUUUUCGAUUGAACGGAGCAAGCUCGCGGAGAUGCAAUCCCAGCUUGAUUCUAUGCUAAUGACUUGGAUGGGCAAAAAGAACUCGAACUUAUUGUCAGCAACGAGCUAA
Exophiala aquamarina CBS 119918 is the source of this 1665-nucleotide messenger RNA. RefSeq lists its product as uncharacterized. Gene Ontology annotation, cellular component: cell tip; microtubule cytoskeleton. The transcript has a single exon. Gene Ontology annotation, biological process: establishment or maintenance of actin cytoskeleton polarity. The record is from RefSeq and is a predicted model, not a curated record. Bases 1 to 1665 code for a protein of 554 amino acids. Lineage: Eukaryota; Fungi; Ascomycota; Eurotiomycetes; Chaetothyriales; Herpotrichiellaceae.